AUGUCAGUUCCCCUACGACCGAUGUUUGCCUUCAUAACUGCGCUGACCGUGACUCUCACUUUUACGCAGAGUCUCUUUGUCAGAGAAAGCUCCGAGAGCAUCGCCAGGCUUGCGCAGUGUCCUGAGGAUAUAAUGAUCUACCGUGAUGUUAAUGGUACAGUACAACGCAGCAUCGAAGGAAUAGCGCAAAAGCACGCCUACUCCCCUGUUCUGGCACGCAGUUGCGAACUUAUUAACAUCAUCAAAGAGUACAUAUCUGUGUUCGAAAAAAGCAACGCCGACGCGGGCCUCGUAAGCUUCGUGGAGACGUUGAACCAAAGGGGUCUAAAAGUAUACAAAAAGAGCUAUUCUGAGCCUCCUCGUGAAGGUAUAAUGGUUUCCCGUGAUGUGAUCGAUUGCUUCUGGGGUGGGAAUGGCGAUACUUGGGUAAGUCGUCAAAGGUUCAAAUAA
Messenger RNA from Cylicocyclus nassatus, 450 nucleotides. Lineage: Eukaryota; Metazoa; Nematoda; Chromadorea; Rhabditida; Strongylidae. The record is from the annotation of a GenBank genome assembly.